Messenger RNA from Nanorana parkeri, 793 nucleotides. Its product is annotated as apoptosis-inducing factor 3-like. The transcript is spliced from 8 exons. The record is from RefSeq and is a predicted model, not a curated record. Gene Ontology annotation, molecular function: oxidoreductase activity, acting on NAD(P)H; flavin adenine dinucleotide binding. NCBI's taxonomy places the organism in Eukaryota, Metazoa, Chordata, Amphibia, Anura, Dicroglossidae. Gene Ontology annotation, cellular component: cytoplasm. The coding region runs from base 34 to 648 and encodes 204 amino acids.
CAGCUUUUACAAGAGCGUGGGGUCAAUUUCUGCAUGAAGACAGAAGCCAGAGAGAUACGUGGCGAGAAUGGACAGGUGAAGGAGGUACUUCUGAGAAAUGGAGCUGUUCUUCCUGCUGACGUUGUGCUUGCUGGAAUAGGCGCAGUACCUGUGUCAAGUUUUCUAAAAGGAAGCAGAGUUGCUGUGGACUCUAGAGGAGCAAUCUAUGUAGACCAGUUCAUGCGCACCAGUGUUCCUGAUGUCUUCGCUGCUGGGGAUGUUGUGUCAUUUCCUCUGCCCAUGAUGGAGGGACACAGAGCCAAUAUUGGACAUUGGCAGAUGGCUCACUCUCAUGGCCGGAUUGCUGCUCUGAAUAUGCUGAACAAGCACAUACCUGUGAACUCUGUACCAUUCUUCUGGACGUCUCUGCUGGGGAAAAGCAUUCGUUAUGCAGGAUUCGGUGAGGGUUAUACAGAAAUCGUUAUGAAAGGGACCCCGGAAGAGAUGACGUUCCUGGCUUUUUAUCUGAAGGAAGAUAUUGUGGUUGCAGUAUCAAGCAUGAACUUUGACCCUGUUGUAUCACAAGUGGCUGAAGCCAUCAUGUCUGGCAGAAGAUUCACCAAGGAGGAAGUUAUGGCUAAUAAUUACAUUGAAUUGAUAAGCAGCUGAAUGGAAGGCCUGAGUGCACUGCUGUACUGAAUCUUCAUGCGUCAUCAGAUCAACACUCACUCUGGAGCAUGAAGUACCUGACAGUCUUAUCUGAAUGAUGGCCGCAGUCCCAGUGUAAGCAAACCUCUGAAAGGUCCAGCAGAAU